Messenger RNA from Micromonas commoda, 2331 nucleotides. Its product is annotated as protein arginine methyltransferase. Gene Ontology annotation, molecular function: protein-arginine omega-N monomethyltransferase activity. The coding region runs from base 1 to 2331 and encodes 776 amino acids. Lineage: Eukaryota; Viridiplantae; Chlorophyta; Mamiellophyceae; Mamiellales; Mamiellaceae. The record is from RefSeq and is a predicted model, not a curated record. The transcript has a single exon. Gene Ontology annotation, biological process: peptidyl-arginine methylation.
AUGGCUCUCAACUUCGCCGUCGCCGCCGCGGAGCUCGACGCGCCGAAGAAGACGCUGCCGGCGCUGAGGGAUCGGUGCCGUCUGGACGCGUACGCGGCGGCGGCGGUUCGUGUCUUCGAAACGGUCGGAGAUGAACCGGCGCUCGCGGUGGCCAACGGAGCCGGCGGGGUGCUCGCGAUGACGACAGCCGCCGCGGGAUUCGGCACCGUGUUCGCGGUCGAUCGAAGCAGGUUCCACUACCGCAUGGCCAAGCAGUGCAUAAGGGAGAACCCGCGCGUCCAACCCUCCAUCGUCAUGAUCGACCAGAAGCUGGAGAUGUGCAAGGUGGUUCCUAACCCUAAAGCCGCGGACUCUUGCGAGGACUCGUCCACGUCGAAGAAAAAGGAGGCGAACGUCACCGAGCGAUGCAAGGUGGUGAUCACCGAUCUGAUGGACCACUCGUGCCUCGGCUUCGGCCUCCUGUCUGCCAUCGACCACGUCGGUACGAACCUCGCGGCACCGGACGCGGUGUGCGUCCCGGGCCGCGUGGUGGUUCGCGCGGCGCUGCUCUCGUUGCGGACCGAGACGGUGAGCGGUUUCGACCUCCGGAGCCUGAACCAGUACCGGUGGCACCCGCAGGCGGCGAAAUUCCUCAACCUCGCGGACGAGCCCCACGACGUGCUCUCCGAACACUUCGAAGUCGCCGACAUCGACCUCACCGCGCGGUUGCGAGCGGCGGCGGCGCGAGGGGACACGAACGAGGGGAACGACAAGGACAAGGACAAGGACAAGGACAAGGAGAAAUUCGGCGGCGCCGCCGCGUUUGAGUCGGACGUUAAGAUCGAGGUGAAGCCGCUCAAGGACGGGGUGUGGAACGCGGUGGCGUUUUGGUUCGAGCUGGACAUGGGCGGGAACCAAUGGCUCCGGUCGGCGACGCCCCCGGCGGUCGGUGGUGACGGUUCGGGCUCCGACCGUUUCGACCGUUUCGUGUCCGACGCCGAGUCGUGGGGCGUGGCUGUGCAGUACCUGGACGAGCUCCCCGUCGGGAAAAACGGCCCGCCCGUGACCGUUCGCGUCCGCCGCGACGCCGGCCAGAUCUUGUUCACGUCCGACCCGCCCCCGACCCGCCCUCGGCACAGUAACAUACCCCAGUGGCACUACGACAUGCUCAACGACGCCGGCCGCAACGACGCGUACGAAGCCGCCAUCGUCGCCGCCGUGAACCGGCGUAAGAAAAGCGGCGGUAAAAUCGACGCGCUCGACGCCGGGAGCGGUUCCGGUCUGCUCGCGAUGAUGGCCGCGCGGGCGGGCGCGGACUUUGUCGCCGCGGUCGAGAAGACACCGUCGAUGGUGGACGCGGGCGAGGAGAACGUGUGCAUGAACGGGCUGGCGCACAAGGUCCUGUGCCUCAACAGGGACGUGAGGCGGGUCUUCACCAAGGAGUCGCGGGGGCUCCAGCCCGUGCCGGGCGAGGCGGCGGAGGGCGGCGGCGGCCUCAUCAAGACGGACGGAUCCGUCCCGGAGCUGGAUCGCAAGGUUGACCUGAUGGUGUACGAGGUGUUCGACUCCGGGUUGAUCGGCGAGGGCGCGCUGCACAUCCUCGCCAACGCCCGGUACCGGCUGCUGAGGCCGGACACGACGCUGGUGCCGGCUUCGGCGACCGUCUUUGCGCAGCCCAUCGAGUACAGGAUAUCGACCGUCACCUGCGGCGACCUGGGGGCGUUCGAGAUGAAGCAGAGCAACCGGUGGCGGUGGAGGGACACGUACGAGGGUCACAACCUGGAGCGUUGCAAGGGGGACUGGCGUCCGCUCGGCGAGCCCUUCAGGGUUUUCGACUUUGACUUUGCGCAGAUCGGGCCCGAGACGCUGACGCCGGGUCACGUCGCGAAGGACGUAGCGGUGACCGACCCGGGCGUCUUCAACGCGAUCGCGUUCUGGUUCGAGCUGCGGCUGGACGAGAACAACGUCCUGAGCACCAGCCCGCACGAUGGGACGAAGGGUCAGACUUGGCAGCAGGCGGUGCAGUGGGUCGAGGAGAUGAGCGUGCAGGUUGGCGACGUGUUACCGCUCGUCGCCAGUCACGACACCUACGCCAUCACCUUCGCCGUGGACGACGCGAGGUUCCCGCAGCGAGGGAUGAGACGCACGGGGGUUCCCCUGUACGACCCGUCGUGGGGCGUGCAGCAUGAGCGCGUCAAGGCGGUGAACCAUCGGAUGGCUCCGACGCUGGUGCAAAACCCGGUCGAAUAUCGGACCAUGGCGGAGACGGCGGUGGCGGCGGGCGCGAGGCCGCACGACCUCGGGCUCGACGCGGAGUCCGGCUCGGACUUUUGCCUCCGCAUGAUGGGCUGA